Rhopilema esculentum is the source of this 2139-nucleotide messenger RNA. RefSeq names its product ubiquitin-like protein 3. The record is from RefSeq and is a predicted model, not a curated record. Lineage: Eukaryota; Metazoa; Cnidaria; Scyphozoa; Rhizostomeae; Rhizostomatidae.
GUUAUUUCGAGCAUGCGCCGAUUGUAAUGCUGAAUGUGUUUGGCAAUCGGUUAAUUUACGCUUCGGUAAAAAUUUAAGUUUUAUAAGAACGACUGAAUAAAAGGUGGUUUUGAUUGAAGAAUUGUUUAGGGCGGAAGCCAAGGAUGCUGUGUGGCCUUUCGAACUUCUGAGCACACGUUUGAAGGAGACAGCAUUUGUCAAUAGGCCCGAAAGCCUCUCAACAAAUUGGGCCUAGCAACGAUAUCAGAAUGAGUAGCAGGGAAGGAUCUACAUCGGAAGAAAGUAGUAGACGAGCUGACAGCGCGUCGAAGUCAAAGGUGAAUCUGAGAUUAAUUAUGGUAAGUGGGAAAACAGCAGACUUUGUUUUCAAGAACACAACAUCAGCUGGAGAGGUUGCUGAAUAUGUUUAUAACAACUGGCCAGAAGCUUGGGCAGAUGAGAAAGAUAAUGUUUCAAAUCAUCAGGUGUUGAGGUUGAUAUACCAAGGGCGUUUUCUUCAUGAAAAUGUUACUUUUUCAGCGCUGAACCUUCCAUCAGGAAAAAGGACUGUGAUGCAUCUUGUACCAAGGGAAAAACUACCCCCUCUGUCAUCUGAUGAUAACAAGACAAACGAGAAAGUUUCUGAGAGCAGUUGCUGCUGUACCAUUGUAUAGUUAGGUAUUGUCACCAUUUAGUUGUUUGAAUUUGUAAAUGUAGUAAAUAUGUUGAUAAUUUGUUUUUGUCUUGUAUAUAGUAGAACAAUUAGUUGUUUUAGAUGCCUCAUUUUUAUUCAUCCGUAUUUUGGGAAUGUGGUAGAUAAUUUUGAGUUGUUUAACCUAUUAUUAAAAAACUUGCAAGCCUAUGUUAAAGGUAAUAGAAAUUGCAUUUUUCCACAAAGCUGUUUGGUAUUGUUCCAUGGUGAAUCUAAGUUUGAGUCAUAUUUUUAUGAACAAAAAUUUAAUUAAGAUGUAUUUUCUUUUUCACUAUGGUUUGUAGUAGUUUAAUUCCAGUUUUAAAUUUUCACUAAAAGCUUUUGUCAUUUCAAUAUGACCAUGGUUUUCAUGUAAUGAAGCAGGCACUUCACCAGCAGCAAUUUGGUAACUUGCAAUUUGAAAUCAAAUUUUUUAAUCUUGCAACAUUGACACUAGGCAUAAUGAUAAUAUUAAUAUCAUAAGUUGAUCAGUUCUUUCAUAAAUACAUAAUCGAUAGUUUCCAUGUUUUGUUAAUUUGGUUUCCUGUAAACUAAAAGCAGCUGGCCAAAAACCUUGGAGUUGUAUAUCUCAAAAUGCUUAAAUCAUUCCAAUGAUUUGCAACUUGUUUGUUCCAGCACUACGGAAAGGGUCCUUUUAUAUUUUUCAUUGGCUAGAUCAAAGGUUGAAAUAUCCAAUGUGACCUUUGGGGAACAAUUUGGAAAAGAGCAGUGUCCUUGUUCAUCCUUGUAUUUGAUCACAUACCAAAAAGGCAUGUCACCAUUGCCAGUUUCAACCUUGAAAAUUGCAACUGACUUGUAGCUUGUAGCUUCCAUUUUUGGCAGGACUUUCCAGGCUUUACCAGAUUUUUCCCAUUUUCAGUUUGAUUCCCCUUAUCUAUAAUUGGCUGGAAAUGGGAAUGUUCUGUUGUACUCUUUGUCCAGAAAAUGAAGGGAAGAAUCAGAAUAGCUUUUUUGCCCCCUAUCAAAGCUUUUCUUCCUUCCUCAGCCCCUACUUAUGAACAAGGCUUUAAAUAUAUUGUGAUGUAAUCCAAAUGAUAAGGUUCUGUGAUCACUGAAUGUUGAUGCUGUUAGAAAAGUAGACCAACUAUAAUAUGUACGCAAGGGUGUACUAGCCUAGCAAGGAAAGCAAAGGGGACAGUCAUAGCGAUAAGAAGGUUGGUGUCUGAGAAAGCAAAUCUGCAAUAGGAUGCUGCAAAAGCCAAUGACAAUGGCUUUUUUCAAAUUUAUUUUCAACAGGGGGCAUUUUCCAACAUCCCAAGGGGUCAUGGCAGAGGUGAGUUGAGCAACAGCCAUCAUCUAGUCUCACUCUACCCCCCCCCCCCCAAAACCCUUCUUGUUGCCUAGGCUAUACUCCUGUGUGUGUUCUAAAAAUUAGCAAAAUCAUAUGCAUUGUCAAAACCUGUAUCACAUUUAAAUUUUUUGUACUUAUUAAAGAACUGUUGAAUUCA